Molecule: messenger RNA, 906 nt
Organism: Guillardia theta CCMP2712
Lineage: Eukaryota; Cryptophyceae; Pyrenomonadales; Geminigeraceae
Exons: 6
Coding region: 1-906 (301 amino acids)
Molecular function (GO): calcium ion binding
Source: RefSeq, a predicted model, not a curated record
AUGAGCGGAGCUUAUGUGAGCGCAAACUCGGGGGGUCACGUAUGGCUGGACACACCUCGGGGGGUUCUGGGAGGAUGCUUCCGUUGCGGUUCCAAGAAGAUGAGAGCAUGCCAGUGCUUCCAAGACGUUCUCACGAACCAGCACAUCAGCGAGCACUGCGAUGCGUUUGCGGAGCACCGACAGGGUCGAGUGGGAGGGAGGAAGGAGUCUGUCCUAUCUCGGCUGUCGAUGCGGACCUCAACUCCCGAGAUGGAAGGAGCGAGGAUGUCGCCAGACAACCUCGCUGUCGACGGGACGGGGCGCGUGCAGACGCUCCUGGAGCAGCUCAAGAAGUGGCGGGAAGAAGGACUUAUCGACGAGGAAGAGUACAAACAGGAGAAGGCAAAUGCGCUCAAGACGCUUAUCCCCUCAACGAACAACACUCGCUCCUCCUCGUCCCUAGGAUACACGUCGACUUACUCGUCUCACUACGUCGAGCAGAAGCCGCUCAAUGAGACUGGCCUGAAGCUUGUCGGGGAGGAAGAGGACAACGACUACGAGGCAGGAAGCAACGUGCCAAAGGCAAGGAUCGACUACUUGUUCAACCAGCUCCGGCAGAUCUGCUAUCGCAAAGUCAAAGGAAACGGGAGUGAUGUGUCUGUCAGAGAAAUUUUUCGGCAUUUUGAUAACAACAAGAACGGCUCCAGUCCCGGCAUCGACAUGGACGAGUUUUCCGACGCCGUGAAGCGACUCAUGCUGGGCAACCACGAGGGAGGCAUCAUUACUGAGGAAGAAGCUCGCCUGCUAUUUAACCGCAUCGACGCCGACGGGAGCGGCUCCAUCGACUACAGGGAGAUCGCCUCCACAUUGUCGCUGCCAGGAUGGGACAUCCGCUAUCUCAACAAGAAGAGCAACAUCUUACUGUAG